UUGAAGAUUGGAAAUUGGCGCGGAGACUUGAGAGAGUUAUCGAAGCAUCGGCAGGUAAAUUACCUGACGGCGGACGGCGGAAUCGUCCUCUGAUAGCUUUUGUCUUCCUACUUCCAGGCUUAGCGGCGUACUUCAAUCGUAUCGGCAACUCUUUCUUCAUCUUCGCACGGCCAGGUUACAGUGCAUAAACCGUUUCCGUAACUUUUUGUGCGCUCUCUCUGCUGUUGCAAUCAUUUGGUAUCAAUUGUGAAGGAAUAACAAGAAAAUGAAGCUUCGUCUUCAUUUUUAAGAAAAUCAAAUCGUUAUCCUGUGGAAUUUUCUUCAUCUAGCUGUUCUUCUUUCAAGUUCGAGGUUACGGCAGCGUACUUCAACCAUUUCUGACAAUAUUCACUAAGUUCGGAUUCUUAUCAGAUGAAGGCGCUACAAACUAUCGAGUUUGCUGAUUUGACUUAGUAGGUUUCUCUGCUCGCUCACUUCAUCUUUCCGAAUCCUGCUCAAUUGGACCUCUCCGAGUUUGCGAGCAACGUUCUGCUGCUGGUGUGGGAGAAAGAUAUCAUGAUUAAAACGGUUCUUAUAGAUCAGUUAUCUGACACUUAUCAUUAGACUGACUGACAGAAGAAUUGGUAUUUAACUUGCUUAGGCUGCUGUACUUUGGUUGCGGGACUGAGAUCAUAAAUAUGCAAUCUAUUUUCUUGCCAAAAACAUUCAUCGUAUACUCAUUUGGUGGAGUAUAUUCUGGCACUUUGUUUCAUCAAAGUUCUAGUAAAUGUGAUGGAAGGUACAUGUUUGGCGAUGCUGUAUUGCAGUUGUUUAGGAAGAAUGGCCUAAAAAAGGUCAGUAAAGCAGCAUUAUAUGAUAAUUAUACUAUUAGCGCUAGGUGUCAUGGAUGUAAAGAUCAAGAGGAACUAUCUGGUGAUUUGUGCAACAGUUUGAUUCGUGACUAUUGUAAGGUAGGGAAUGUUGAUGCUGCCAUGUCUCUUCUUUCUUAUAUGGAGGCUGUAGGUCUCCAUGCCUCUGUAGCAUCUUACACAUAUUUGAUUGAAGCUCAUGGAAACGUAGGCAGGACUUUGGAAGCUGAUAUCUUAUUUCAAGAAAUGAUUAGUUUUGGCCGUAAGCCAAGAACAACUGUCUGCAAUGCACUACUAAGAGGGUUCUUGAGAAAAGGCCUUUUAGAUCUUGCAUCUGAUGUUCUUGUGUUAAUGAGUGAUUUAGAUAUUCAAAAAAAUCAAGAAACGUAUGAAAUUCUCUUGGAUUAUCAUGCCAAUGCUGGACGGCUGGAAGAUACUUGGUCUAUUAUUAAUGAGAUGAAACGAAAAGGUUUUGAGCUGAACUCAUUUGUGUAUAGUAAGGUUAUUGUAAUAUAUCAGAACAAUGGCAUGUGGAAGAAAGCAGUGGGGAUCGUUGAUGAGAUAAGAAAAUCAGGGAUUUCUGUGGACAAACACAUUUAUAACAGUAUCAUAGAUACAUUUGGGAAAUAUGGUCAAUUACCCGAGGCCUUAGAAGUGUUCAAAAAAAUGCAACAGGAUGGUGUAAUGCCUGAUAUAACGACCUGGAAUUCGCUGAUACAAUGGAACUGUAAAUCUGGGAACCUUCCUACUGCCCUGGAGUUAUUCACUGACAUGCAAGAACAGGGGAUGCAUCCAGAUCCUAAGAUUUUCAUUACUUUAAUUAGCUCGUUGGGUGAGCAGGGAAAGUGGGAUAUUAUAAAGAAAAAUCUUGAUAGUAUGAAGCUCAGAGGGCAUAAGAAUAGUGGCCUAGUUUAUGAAAUUUUAGUUGAUAUUUAUGGGCAGUAUGGUCAAUUUCGGGAUGCUGAGAAAUGUAUAUCUGCUCUCAAGUCUGCAGGUCUUCUACCAUCCGCUAGCAAUUUUUGCAUUAUAGCAAAUGCUUUUGCUCGACAGGGGUUGUGUGAAGAGACAGUAAAAGUGCUAGAGCUAAUGGAAGCAGAAGGAAUCGAACCAAAUCUUGUAAUGCUGAAUGUACUGAUCAAUGCGUUUGCUGUUGCUGGCAGGCAUUUGGAGGCGUUGGCCAUUUAUCAUCAUAUAGUUGAAGUUGGUAUCAGUCCUGAUGUUAUAACCUACACCACCCUUAUGAAGGCGUAUAUUCGUGCAAAGAAGUUUCAUAAGGUCCCUGAAAUAUAUAAAGAAAUGGAAAGUGCUGGUUGCACGCCAGAUAGGAAGGCCAGAGAGAUGUUGAAGUCCGUAACAGUGGUUCUUGAACAGAGGCAUUCAGCCAUCUAAAAUCUUGAUCGAGGAAUUGAUCUACACCAAGAAAGUAGAUCAUAAUGCCAGGCCAACCUUCAAAUGGACCCUGGGGAACUAGGGGCAGAAACAGUUUCUGGCAAUAACCUUGGAGACGCAACGACGUCUAUCUUGUAAGUUGUAACCAUUAGGAUAAUCAUAGCACAAAUUCUUUUAUUAUUCUAUAUGUUAUUUGGGGAUGAGAAUCUUACCUUAAAACCGGGGCGAAAAUUGGAUGCUGCUGAUAACAAUUGAGUAGUAGUUUGUUUAUUCCUUAGUUUUUCGUAUGAAGUGAAAAUUAUAAUACUUCCUUUUAUCCCUGUAUUUUUUUAACGGAAAAAAAUAAUAAUAGAACAAGGCCUCUGCAAAGAAGAAAAAUAGGCAAAAUGAAGGAAGAAUAAACAAAGUUUUUUUUUUUUUGCUAAACAUAUCCGAACUUGUAUGAAAUUCAAUUGCUUAAAAAUCCCAUCUAAGAUCGGGGUACUUCUUUAGGAAGUGGAUUAUGUGACAUCAAUAGGUCAAUGUUAGCAUGUUUGUAUAAUGUACUAUGAUUGGUUACUUUGAAAUAUACAUUGUAUGAUGUCAUUCGAAA
Molecule: messenger RNA, 2829 nt
Organism: Cucurbita maxima (winter squash)
Lineage: Eukaryota; Viridiplantae; Streptophyta; Magnoliopsida; Cucurbitales; Cucurbitaceae
Product: pentatricopeptide repeat-containing protein At5g42310, chloroplastic-like
Exons: 10
Coding region: 678-2237 (519 amino acids)
Molecular function (GO): protein binding
Source: RefSeq, a predicted model, not a curated record